CGGGCUCUGGUCGCCGCGCAGGCGCAGUCCUCGCCGCUCUUUAAGUCCUGUAAACAGGGGAGCCCUCCGGUGACAACUUCUGCUUCCGGGUCACUCCUUGACAGCCGCUCUCACGACCCAGCUCAACCCCCCGGUUCGGCAGUUUGGAGCAUGUGAACAAACCCUGAGCCUUGAUGAGUUCCAGUAUGUGGUAUAUUAUGCAGAGCAUUCAGAGCAAAUACUCUCUCUCAGAGCGCUUAAUCCGAACAAUCGCUGCCAUUCGUUCCUUCCCACAUGAUAAUGUAGAGGACCUCAUCAGAGGGGGAGCUGAUGUGAACUGCACUCACGGCACGCUGAAGCCUUUGCACUGUGCCUGCAUGGUGUCCGAUGCAGACUGUGUGGAGUUACUCCUGGAAAAGGGAGCUGAGGUGAAUGCCCUGGAUGGUUACAACCGAACAGCCCUCCACUAUGCAGCUGAGAAGGAUGAGGCUUGUGUGGAGGUCCUGUUGGAGUAUGGUGCAAACCCCAAUGCACUGGAUGGCAACCGAGACACCCCCCUUCACUGGGCAGCCUUUAAGAACAAUGCUGACUGUGUGCGGGCCCUCCUAGAGAGUGGGGCCUCUGUCAAUGCCCUGGAUUACAACAACGAUACCCCACUCAGCUGGGCUGCCAUGAAGGGAAAUCUCGAGAGCGUCAGCAUCCUUCUUGAUUAUGGUGCAGAGGUCAGAGUCAUCAACCUAAAAGGCCAGACACCCAUCUCCCGCCUGGUGGCUCUGCUAGUCAGGGGACUUGGAACUGAGAAAGAGGACUCUUGCUUUGAGCUCCUCCACAGGGCUGUUGGACACUUUGAAUUAAGGAAAAAUGGCACCAUGCCACGAGAAGUGGCCAGAGACCAGCAGCUAUGUGAAAAACUGACUGUUCUGUGCUCAGCCCCAGGAACUCUAAAAACACUCUCUCGCUAUGCUGUGCGCCGUAGCCUGGGACUCCAGUAUCUGCCAGACGCAGUGAAGGGCCUUCCCCUGCCAGCUUCUCUGAAGGAAUACCUGUUACUCGUAGAAUAGCCUGGAGGAGACAUUUGCGCCAUCACGCAGGCAACUCUGGGUGAGGUUUUCCCUGCGCUGCUGUCUCUGUGUCUUGGAAAUCAGGAAAAGCAGCUGUUCCUGUUGUGUUGUUUAUAUUUUGAGGCAACAUGUCACAACAGUAACCUCCUCUCCCCAAACCAAGCAACCAAACAACAAGAAAAAGAUCUCUCACUUUUGUCUUCUGUUUACUUAUUACAUUGCACCCAGGGAAGAGGUCUCCCAUCUCUCCUCCUUCUUAGGGAAAAAGCCAACAGUACAAUCUAUAAUUUUCUCUAGGAAGAUGAAAAGUACAAAAUACUCAAAGAAUGUGUGUUUGGUUUUCCUUUGGGGACAUAAUUAACAGUUUGGAACAAUCCUCUAGAAGCAUUUUCAUUGAUCUGUGAAGAAGUUUAAGAAAAUUCCAUCUAACGUUUGCCCAAAGAUGAAGGUAUUAUAUAGCCUCAAGUAGUGUGCAGAUGGAGAAUUGGGCUGGAUGGUAUCCCUCGAGUGUUACCUCAUGGGGCAUUCAAAGGGACUGGCCCCCUUUCUCACCAUCAAAAGAAACAGCAGUCUUUGCCUCCUUUCCAUGGUUGUGACUAAGGAUUACAAUAAUUCAGCAAUAUUAUUUCAGAAAGAUUGUCUCACUGCUUUCCACAUAGUAGGAUGGCAGGUUCUAAGCAGUCCUAAGAACUUUCUUCUGCUGCAGCUCUUUCUCUUCCUGAAAGCCAGCCUGCUCUAAUGGUUUAGCAGGCAUUUCCUGCACCAGAGGCGAAGGGGUUUGCUCAGUAGGAGAGGAGUUGGGCUGCCUUUCCCGAGGGUCUUCCUCAUUCCCUACAUGAAGCUCACUUUGCUAAGGGCUUGGAAUUAUUUUUCUUUGAUUUGUUUUGGAAAAUUGGCUCUUUCCUGAUCUAAACAAGACAUUGGUGGAGGGGAUGGAGUUGGGACUGGGGGAAGAGCAUUUUAAGAGUCUCUUUAGAGAUGGCCCAUCUACCCAAAAAGAUGUGUUUUAGUGAAUAAUACUUAGUCAACAAUACUCCUUUCCAUGUCCCUAAACUAGAUCAACUUAUUAUUUUUAAUUGAUUUCAGAGAGGAAGGGAGAGGAAGAGAGAGAAACAUCAAUGAUGAGAAUAAUAGAUUGGUUGCCUCUUACACACCCCCUACUGGGGACAGAGCCGACAACUGGGGCAUGUACCCUUUACUGGAAUAAAAACCUGGUAUAUUCAGCCCAAAGGCCGACACUCUAUCCCCUGAGCCAAACCAGCUAGGGCUAGAUCAAGUUAUUAUUGGUCUUAGAUGACCUGUAUGCAAAUUUGAAAAAUCUUUCUUAAAAAAAACAAUUGGGAACUACAAAUAGAAAUGAACAAUCUGCUGACUUAACUAAUUUGAAAAAGUAUAUCUGCUUUUGCUCUUUUGCUAUUGGUGUUUUUGCUUCCUCAAAAAAUAAAACAGUUCUGAAAGUAA
Pipistrellus kuhlii (Kuhl's pipistrelle) is the source of this 2501-nucleotide messenger RNA. It is a transcript of the gene ASB8, whose product is annotated as ankyrin repeat and SOCS box containing 8. Gene Ontology annotation, molecular function: protein binding. Lineage: Eukaryota; Metazoa; Chordata; Mammalia; Chiroptera; Vespertilionidae. The record is from RefSeq and is a predicted model, not a curated record. The transcript is spliced from 4 exons. Bases 174 to 1040 code for a protein of 288 amino acids. Gene Ontology annotation, biological process: intracellular signal transduction.